Molecule: messenger RNA, 2350 nt
Organism: Saccostrea cuccullata (small rock oyster)
Lineage: Eukaryota; Metazoa; Mollusca; Bivalvia; Ostreida; Ostreidae
Product: multimerin-2-like
Exons: 3
Coding region: 90-1313 (407 amino acids)
Molecular function (GO): protein binding
Source: RefSeq, a predicted model, not a curated record
CAUGUCAUGCAUCAGAACAGGGUAAAGUUUAUAAACAGUAUUUAAAUGACUCAAAUCUUUCAAUAGCAUUACGUAUUCUGACUUUCAAGAUGUUGGAAACAUUGGUCUUUACAUUGUUAUGUUGUCUCAUACAAACACAUGGAUAUUCCGAACUCACGGAUGAAAUCAAAAAUAGUUCCUCACUACUGGACAUCAGCGAUCCGGACUCCAAAAAUACGGCCGUCUUCCGACAGUUACUGAACCAAGAAACAAUCAUUAGGAUGUCACUGGUGAAGAACGUUCAUACUUUAUCGAAAGACAUGCUCGAUCUGAAGAAAAGUAUGGAGACGUUGGAAACAUCCCAGCAGAAAACAGACGUAGAAGUUGCUGCCUUAAAAAAGGAGGUUGAGGAACUGAAAAGAGAAAACCAAAGACUUGCACUAGAAAACAAACUGUAUGAAGAAACAUUCAAUGCUACAAUGGAAAACUUCACCAAAGUAGACGAAUAUAUUCGACAAGUUGUGGAACAUCUGGAGGAGAAAAGAGAAGAUUUUGAGACAAACACUAGUGCAGUACUGACGGAUCUCAAAAUCGAAGUUCGAUACCUGUCAGUGACUCUUCUGGACUUGAAUAAACACUAUUUAGAAAUUGACAAACGUAUUUCUGAUAACAUUCAAGAAAAAUAUGAACAGUUAUCGUUAACACUGAACACUUCUGUCGAGGACCUGACCAAUGAUAUAAUGGCAGCAAAUAACACGAUGGUUAAAUCCGUGUCCGACCUAAAAGAUUCACAAAGUAGCAUUGAAAAUUCUAUCACAAUGAACAUUAACAAAACAUUGGAGGACCUUGGUUUGGAAGUGAAACAAACUCAGUAUAAGCAACUGCAGCUGUCCUCUACAGUGUCCUCUCUCGAGGUGUUCCGAAUGAAUUUGACCAAUAACAUAUAUGGCAAGCCAAAGAAUGUAGGCUUCUCCGCCUCGGUGACUUCCCCUAACUCUUCAUGGAACCGAGGAACACUGGUUUUUUCUACUGUCAUCACAAAUGAAGGAAAUGGAUACAACCCUAGCAAUGGAAUAUUUACUGCUCCUGUCGAUGGAACGUACGUCUUCUUCGUGAAUGUUCAGAGUUAUUACAGAAAAACUAUUUAUGCGGCUAUUGUGUUGAAUGGAGCAACAAAAGUUAAGACCAUGGCCCAUAAUAAUUAUAAUGAUGCAGGUCCCAAUAUGGUGGUACUGAAUAUUAAGAAAGGAGACGCAGUUUGGGUUCGAUACAGCUCUGGUCAAGGUUAUUACAGUAGUGGUUCUAUAACCACAUUCUCCGGUUUUCUCAUAUAAUAUUUUGUUUGUAACAUUCCUUGUUCAUAUUAUCAAGAUAAUAUUGAGUUUAUCUGCUAUGAAUCAAAAUGAUGAUUUCUUUAUAUAUGCUUACAAUAUGUUACUCUUUAACAUUGACUCUGUAUAUACUGAUUGAUUUUUCUUUCGUUUAUUGCAUGACGCAUCGAUGUUGUAAAGACAUGACAAUAUUGCAAUUGUCAAAUUUCAUUUCUGGAAAAAAGUGAUUUGAAUGGUUUUGAAUAGAAAAAAUGUUUUUUAUCGAAUUUGGAAACCGGAGGCCCACUGAGUAGUGGGGGGGGGGUUCAUUUUUGUGACAAUACCUACCGCAACGGCUUCUCUUUUAUGGUCUCAACCGGAGGAUCUGGUCCCGCCGUCCCGCAGUGGGAUUUGCAACCGCGAUGUAAGGAUCAACUCUUUACCGCGCGGACGACUAUUUUACAUGUUACAGAGAUGGAAAAUUAUAUCUUCUUUCAAAUAUUGACUUUAAUUUUCAAAAAUAGCAACAGACCGCUUAAGAGUAAUCAUUCAUGCUACACAAAUGUAUCGUAUUAUUCUCAUUAUUCAUUUCAUUUACUUUGUCAAAGACAAAUAGGUCUCACUAAGUGAUUUACUCGAAAGGUAUAUUGAACAUAUACAUGUACUUUGACGCCGGACUAGACAUAAAGGUUCUGUAACUCUUUAUAAGGAAAUUAACCAUUUUCAUGGAAGAUUGCAAUCAUUUCCUAUAAACAUACAAUAGGCUGUAAUGCUACUUUUGAUUAGAAAAAUUAAUUAUUCAAAUUUUUGCUUAAACUAGUGUGAAUUUAAAUUAAAUACACAAUCUUAAUGAUAAAGUGAUUGUUUAGUAUGUUUACUUAUCAAAUUUUCUGUAAUUUGUUCAAUGCACUGCAUGUAUAUUGUAUAACCGUAAAUAAAAUUUGAUAAAAUAUAUCUUUUAGUUCCCUUUCUUGAUCAGAGUGAUGAAAAAAUUUUUAAACUCAUCUACUAUAAAUUUGUAUAUUUUCUUUUUGGCAACAACAUUGUAAGGAUGUAAAUGU